Molecule: messenger RNA, 1569 nt
Organism: Echinococcus granulosus
Lineage: Eukaryota; Metazoa; Platyhelminthes; Cestoda; Cyclophyllidea; Taeniidae
Product: Ubiquitin-like modifier-activating enzyme
Exons: 7
Coding region: 1-1569 (522 amino acids)
Biological process (GO): protein ufmylation
Cellular component (GO): cytosol; cytoplasm
Molecular function (GO): UFM1 activating enzyme activity
Source: RefSeq, a predicted model, not a curated record
AUGCCUCGUAAAAAUAAUGUAACUGGUCUCAAAGCCAAAAUAGCGCAAUUAGAGUCGGAGCUCGGGAAGACCCGUCCAACGCGGCAGAAGAUUGCUCAAAUGUCCAGCGAAGUCGUUAGUUCGAAUCCCUAUAGUCGUCUUAUGGCACUUCAGAAGAUGGGCAUUGUUGAGAAUUACGCGCAGAUUCGCGAAAAGGCCGUUGCAAUUGUCGGUGUUGGUGGCGUCGGCUCGGUGGCCGCGGAAAUGCUUGUCCGUUGCGGUAUCGGUCAUCUCAUUCUCUUUGACUAUGACAAAGUCGAACUCGCCAACAUGAAUCGUCUUUUUUUCCAGCCCCAUCAGGCAGGUCUAAGCAAAGUGCAGGCAGCAGCGGCAACCUUGCAGGCGAUAAAUCCUGACGUCAAUGUGGAGUCGCACAAUUACGAUAUUACCCUAGUGGACAACUUCGACUCCUUCUUAAAUACCUUGCGCGGCGACGCGGGAAAGCCCAUUGAUCUGGUCCUCUCCUGUGUGGAUAACUUUGAGGCUCGCAUGACCAUCAACAGGGCUUGUAACGAACUCAAUCAGGUGUGGUUCGAGUCAGGUGUGAGCGAGGAUGCGCUGAGCUGCCACUUUCAGCUCAUGUAUCCAGGCCGGACAGCGUGCUUUGAGUGCAUGCCACCGCUGGUUGUGGCUGCGGGCCUAAAUGACACCAAGGUGCUCAAACGCGAUGGUGUCUGCGCUGCCUCCCUUCCCACCACCAUGGCCAUCGUCGCCGGUCUCAUGGUACAAAAUGUUCUCAAAUUCCUGCUCAGCUUCGGGGAGGUUUCAAGCUACUUUGGCUACGGCGCAGCUAAGGACACGGUGUACCGAGUGGACCUACGUCCAAAUCCCUUGUGCGCAGACGCAUGGUGCCGUCGGCGACAGAAGGAACGACGGGCGCAGCUGGUCAUACGCGGCCUACCGGAGGACGCGGCGUGGGACGCAGAGGCGAGAAUGGUCGCUGCGGCGGAGCGCGAGCGACUAGACCGCAUGGCUGCUACCGCUCCCCUCCACGAGGACAAUGAGUUUCACAUCGAGUUGGUUGGCUCCUCCGCCGUUAAUGAAGCUUGCACCGGGGAUGCUGCUCCCGUCGCCCCUGUGGAGACGGAAGAGGAUGCUAAUAAGGCCUCUACUGAUGGCCCAAGCCUCGACGACAUGCCACAACAAAGUGACAAUGACGACGAAGAAGAGGAUGAUUCUAUCCGGGAGGGCAUUUACCGUCCAUGGAGCACAUACCUCUGUAGCUGUCAGGAAAAUUGCAUGCGCGAUGAGAUUGUCACUCUGCGAAGAGACCACCGCUGGCGUCUCGCCUAUCCCCCACCCCCAGGACCGCCCAAGCAUUCGCCCUACGUUGCACCUCUCUGCGAGGCCUUUGCCAAUCGACACAAACGCGUUCCUGAAAGUGAUAGUAAUACAAGCAGCAGUAGUAGUGCUAGCGACAGUGACAGCGAGAGCAGCUCUGGAUCCAGCUACGGGGCCUCGUCAGAGAGCGAAUCGGGGGAAAGCAGUAGCUCAGAAUCAGUGAAUGGCAGAAGGAAAAGGCGAAGCUAG